Messenger RNA from Temnothorax curvispinosus, 2758 nucleotides. RefSeq names its product mothers against decapentaplegic homolog 3 (gene Smox). Gene Ontology annotation, molecular function: DNA-binding transcription factor activity, RNA polymerase II-specific; RNA polymerase II cis-regulatory region sequence-specific DNA binding; I-SMAD binding. NCBI's taxonomy places the organism in Eukaryota, Metazoa, Arthropoda, Insecta, Hymenoptera, Formicidae. The transcript has 6 exons. Gene Ontology annotation, biological process: BMP signaling pathway; anatomical structure morphogenesis; transforming growth factor beta receptor signaling pathway. The coding region runs from base 346 to 1803 and encodes 485 amino acids. The record is from RefSeq and is a predicted model, not a curated record. Gene Ontology annotation, cellular component: heteromeric SMAD protein complex.
AUACUAUGGCGGCCGUGGCAAAAUAUUUGCCGUCUGCGUGCGAGAGUGAGUGAUCUCGUUGCGCGUACGAGGCUCGCGAGCGAGUUCCGCGAUCGGUAUACGGCACGCGCGCGCGCGCGCGUUCUCACACGGCCGCCGAUCCGCGAGCUGCGCCGGAGUACUCCCCCAGCCAGAGCCGGGCCGAGGGCAAACCGGGGCGCGCGGCAAACGUUUCGUGUGCGAAAUUCGCUUUUCCGCUUAGGCGCACCGCGACGUCCGCGACCCGCGACGACGACAAGCCGUCAGAGCGGCCCCGGCCCCGGCCCUGGCCCCCGAUGCGGGUCGCGCGCGCUCGUCUCAGGGCAAAUGAUGACUUCGAUGCUGCCCAGCUUUAACCCGCCUAUCGUCAAGCGGCUGCUGGGCUGGAAGAAGGCCGAGAGCGAGGACAAAUGGAGCGAGAAGGCCGUUAAGAGCCUGGUCAAGAAGCUCAAGAAGUCCGCGGGCCUCGAGGAGCUCGAGAAGGCCAUCACGACGCAGAGCUGCAACACCAAGUGCAUCACUAUACCUAGGCCUAGCCCGGGCGGUGUCGGCGACAACGGCGUUCAGGGUGUUCGCGGCAAGGGCGGUCUGCCGCACGUGAUUUACUGCCGACUCUGGCGCUGGCCGGACCUGCAGUCGCACCACGAGCUGAGGGCGAUCGAGCACUGCGAGUACGCCUUCACCCAGAAGUGCGACGAGGUCUGCGUGAACCCUUAUCAUUAUCAACGAAUACAAACGCCAGUUUUGCCGGCCAUUCUCGUGCCGCGGCACAACCUAGCCAGCGACGAGAACACCGUUCUCUAUAACACCUCCCUCGAGGAGCUCAGCGUCAGCGUGCCGGAGAACACGAGCUUCCACGCGACAUUGAAUCACCAGCACAAUCAGCAGCAGGGGAUACCGCAGUCCUCGCAACAGCAACAGCAGCAACAGCAGCAGCAGCAGCAGCAGCAACCAAAUAAUCCGUACCAAGGAAUGCAGAGCAUGCAGGCAACGAGUCCGGCGAGCGUCGGGAGUCUGGGAAGCGUGCAGGGCUCGCCUCAUCCCGCCCCAGGAUCCAUGGAUCCGCCAGCAGAUACGCCGCCGCCGGGCUACAUUAGCGAAGACGGCGACAAUAUGGACCACAACGAUAACAUGUCCCUGUCACGCUUGUCGCCUAGCCCUGUAGACGCGCAGCCGGUUAUGUAUUGCGAGCCCGCGUUUUGGUGUUCAAUUAGUUAUUACGAGUUAAACACGAGAGUGGGCGAAACGUUUCACGCGUCACAGCCGAGUAUAACCGUGGAUGGCUUCACCGAUCCAAGCAAUUCAGAGCGCUUCUGCCUCGGCUUGCUAUCCAAUGUGAAUCGCAACACGGUGGUCGAGCAGACUAGACGACACAUCGGCAAGGGUGUCAGGCUGUAUUACAUCGGUGGCGAGGUGUUCGCCGAGUGUUUGAGCGACUCUAGUAUCUUCGUGCAGAGUCCGAACUGCAAUCAGCGUUACGGCUGGCACCCGGCCACCGUUUGCAAAAUACCGCCAGGAUGCAAUCUGAAGAUCUUCAACAACCAGGAAUUCGCGGCGUUGCUAUCACAGUCGGUGUCGCAGGGCUUCGAAGCGGUGUACCAGUUGACGCGUAUGUGCACAAUCCGGAUGAGCUUCGUGAAGGGCUGGGGCGCGGAAUACCGCCGGCAGACGGUCACCUCGACUCCCUGCUGGAUCGAGCUGCAUUUAAACGGGCCGCUGCAGUGGCUCGACAGGGUACUCACACAGAUGGGCUCGCCCCGUCUACCCUGUUCCUCGAUGUCCUAAGUCUUUGCAUCCUCCAUCCGUUCGUUCGUGAGAGAAGAACACGUGAAAAUAUCAUCGUCGUCAUCGACAUCAUCGAUCGAUCGAUCCAUCCAUUUGUUUCUUCGUCGCGUACGGUAUGUGAAAGUUAAAUCCGUUGUUCAGAGUUCCCUCGAACGAACGCCGCCGCCGAGUGACGCAUGCAAGAAAAAGGUGACGUACGAUCAUUGCGCUCGAAGAUGCAGUCAGCAAUUGGAAGAGAAUGAUAGGCUCAGGCACAACGAUACCAAGUUUCCUUCGCGCUGAAAUCGCGGCAGUGGCUUUCUCGAAUUGUCCCGCGAUCGACCACAACGUGUGAAAUGCGUGAAGAUGCAAAAUUGAAACGGCGACUCGCUCGCGUGGCAGUAUAUAAAUAUUAUAGUAGAUAUAUUAAAGCUUGAUGUCCUACCACGAUUCGUUGUGAUCGAAAAGAGGAGACACGGUGACGCGCAAGGACGCGAACGAGACACGCGGAGCUUCGCCUCGACGCACUUGUAUCGCGCGCAUGUGCACCGCGUACAAGAUAUAUCCAGGGUGAUCAUAAUCCGAGUUUAGUCGAUUCGUAAUAAGAAACAAACAGAAAAUGAGAGAGAGAGAGAGAGAGAGAGAGAGAGAGAGAAAGGUAGAGAAAGAGAGAAAGAUAGAGAGUGAUAGAUAUUUAUAUAUAUAUUAUAUAUAUAUGUAUAUAUGUACCGCGCGUUAACAGAGCUCAGUCUUUUGCAUAUUUUUAUUGCUUAUUCAGGCAGACACAACUAUUACAGUCGUACUACAGUAUACGCCAAACCUUUACCAGAUAUAAUAUACAUUAUACAUAAUAUGUAUGUGUGUGUGUUGACUUUACUAGCUCGCUAUAGUGGGAGGAGUUUACACUUGAAUAUUCUAUAUCCACAUAAACACGGAAAACACAACAUACACACAAAAAACACACAUACACACACAC